AUGUUAGAAGCCAUUACUAAAGACGUUAUAAUAGGGCACUUGGUUAAGGUCAGGGUAAUCAGGCAGAGUCAGCAUGGUUUUGUUGAAGCUGUGAUGUAUGAGGUGCCUAUUUUGAUCGACAUGAAUAAGGUUUAUCGACAGAAGAACCAGGAGAACUUGGAGCAGGCCUUCAGCGUUGCAGAGCGGGAGCUGGGGGUCACCAGGCUGCUGGACCCUGAAGAUGUGGAUGUGCCCCACCCGGAUGAGAAAUCAAUCAUUACCUACGUCUCAUCCCUGUAUGAUGCACUGCCACGAGUUCCCAAUGUCGAGGCUGGGAUCCGAGCCAAUGAGAUCGAGUUGCAAUGGCAGGAGUAUUAUGAGGUGGUGACAUUGCUGAUCCAGUGGAUUCGUCACCACAUCACCAUAUUUGAGGAAAAAAAAUUCCCAGGAACCUAUGAGGAGAUGGAGGUUCUGUGGAGACAGUUCCUGAAGUUUAAAGAAUCAGAUCUGCCCGUUCGAGAGACGGAGAAACAACACAGCAAGGCUCUGUUCAAAAACCUGGAGGGUGCUGUACAGGAGGGCCACCUCAAGGUGCCAGCAGGUUAUCACCCGAUCGAUGUGGAGAAGGAGUGGGGAAAGCUACAUGUUGCCAUUCUGGAGAGGGAAAGGGUUCUACGCAGCGAGUUUGAGAGACAGGAGCGAUUCCAAAGGGUUAUCUUGAGGAUUCAGCAGGAAUCGAACACGUGUGAAGAACAAAUCAAACAGUCUGACACAAUGCUCAAAUCUGAUAUCCGGUUGUUAAACGCUGGGAAAACCCCUCAGAACAUUGCUGUCUUGGAACAUGACCUGGACAAAUCAGACAGUUUGAUUCGAAGUCUCUUCAAUGACGUCCAGACCCUGAAGGAUGGCAGACAUCCACAGGCAGAGCAGAUGUACCGCAGGGUGUUCCGUCUGCAUGAGUUCCUGGUUGCUACACGGACAGAGUACUCUCUCCGGUUUAAAUCUGGAGUCCAACAACCAAUAUCAUCAACCACAGUGAUAACUCAGACCAGACUGUCCCCAUCAAAGGCCAGUCCUGCUAUGGAUGGAGUGACCCUGAAGUAUAUCCAGGACCUGCUAGAGUGGAUAGAGGAGAACCAGAGGCACCUGGAUGUUGCUGAGUGGGGGGUUGACCUGCCUACAGUGCAGACACAGCUGGGAGCUCAUCGAGGAUUACAUCAGUCUAUCGAGGAUUUCCGAGUAAAGAUUGAGAGAGCACGAGCUGAGGAGGUAAGAGCUCUCUUUCUCUCUCUCCCCCUCUCCCUCCCCGUCACUCUUUUGGACUUUGCGCCGACUGACUCUGGGAUUCCUCUGAUCUAGAAUUCCUCCAAAUCCCGUCUCCGUAACCUGGAGAGUUUGAACACGUUUGUUUCCAUGGCAACCAAGGAGUUGAUGUGGUUGAAUGAUAAGGAGGAGGAGGAGGUUGAUUAUGAUUGGAGCGAGCGAAACACCAACAUGGCAGCCAAGAAAGACAAUUACUCGGUAAAGGGGGGGUAG
This is a messenger RNA of Rhincodon typus (whale shark), 1515 nucleotides long. RefSeq names its product plectin-like. Gene Ontology annotation, biological process: hemidesmosome assembly; intermediate filament cytoskeleton organization; wound healing. NCBI's taxonomy places the organism in Eukaryota, Metazoa, Chordata, Chondrichthyes, Orectolobiformes, Rhincodontidae. Gene Ontology annotation, cellular component: focal adhesion; sarcolemma; perinuclear region of cytoplasm. Gene Ontology annotation, molecular function: cadherin binding; structural constituent of cytoskeleton; ankyrin binding. The record is from RefSeq and is a predicted model, not a curated record. The transcript is spliced from 10 exons.